Molecule: messenger RNA, 4181 nt
Organism: Antechinus flavipes (yellow-footed antechinus)
Lineage: Eukaryota; Metazoa; Chordata; Mammalia; Dasyuromorphia; Dasyuridae
Product: kinesin-like protein KIF28P
Exons: 19
Coding region: 898-3582 (894 amino acids)
Biological process (GO): cytoskeleton-dependent intracellular transport; microtubule-based movement
Cellular component (GO): microtubule; kinesin complex
Molecular function (GO): microtubule motor activity; microtubule binding; ATP hydrolysis activity
Source: RefSeq, a predicted model, not a curated record
ACUUAAAUUUCUCUUAAAUAAGGAUGAUUUGAACUAUUGGUUUAGUUUAGGGUUAAAUUGAUUUUCUGACUCAUUAAGGAUGAAACUGAGGCCAUUGUAUUAAGCAGUAAGGUCAUUAGUAAAUUAUUUAUACACCUUUUGAUUUUAAAGUAUGAAUAGUGUUGAAGGGGGAAGGGAAUGCCUUCUAUUAUCUAACAUACUCAAUUCCCUAAGUAAUAUUAUACUUAGCAAAUAUAGUGUCAUGUCCAGUUCAUCAUACUUUAGACAUGGCAGUUUCAGAUGCUUUAACAUUUACAGUCUAUUUAUCCUUACUGAAUUAGCUAAUUCACUGAUACUAGCAUUUCCCACAAGAACACAAAGGAGGAGGGGGGAGGGGGAGAGUGGCAGAGGUUUGAAAUAAUUUGUCCCCACUUUACAAUUAUAAUUCAGUAAACACUAUAUUCCCAGCACUGUGCUAAGUAUUUUGAACUAUAUAAAUGUUUCAUUGUCCUAUGCUCUGCUUAUAUUGUCUGUGUUCUUGCAGAGCUGCAGAGGCAUAGUAUUUUUUAGCCCUUUAUUCAGAAGUAUAAUAGUGCUGAUAAAUAUGAUAGAAGGUGCUAGAAAAUGUUGGUUUGAUUCAUAGAGAGAGUACAGGUAAUGAAGUGCUUUUUAAACAUCCUUUCUGGAAUGUAUCUGAAUAAAGUUUUAAUUGAUGAUGGCCCAGAAUUCAUGAAUAAACUAGGGUUAUACAAGAUUGCCUAAAAAUAAUUUAUAGCAGGUAAUUGAUAGUUAUCUACAUUAAAAAUUAAUCAUCUAGAAAGUUGGCAGGCAUUUUAGUACCAGGUUGGGUUAGUGUAAAUUAGGAGUGCUUUUCCUAAUUACUUUUCUCCCAAAUAACAUAAAAAGAAAGAAAAUACAAUGGAAGCGCCAAGCAUGGACAGUGUAAAAGUUGCAGUUCGAGUUCGACCUUUCAAUCAGCGAGAGAAGAAUGCAGGAAGCAGAUGUGUGAUUUCAAUGCAAUCUGGGACAACCACUAUUAUACAUGAUCCCAAGAACCCAGAACAUAUAAAAACCUUUACUUUUGAUUUGGCAUAUUGGUCUCACAGUGGUUUUCAAAGGGACAAAGAUGGUGUACUUAUUUCAACUGGUUCUAACAGUGAAUUUGCAGGCCAGGUAAAUUGUCUUAAAAUAAAAUUUUACUUGUAUUUUUUUUUAAUCUACAAAAGAGAUGUUUUUCGUGACCUUGGUCAAGGAGUUCUAGACAGUGCCUGGCAGGGUUAUAAUGCUACCCUCCUGGCGUAUGGCCAGACUGGCUCUGGGAAAAGCUACUCCAUGAUUGGUUAUGGUGCUGACAAAGGCAUAAUCCCCAAUGUGUGUGAAGAACUCUUUAAAGCCACUGAAAACAAAGGAAAAAACCAACAAUAUCAGGUGACAUUCAGUAUGCUGGAAAUUUAUAAUGAACAGGUUAGUGAUUUGCUCUCUAAAACCAAGAAGGCUGGAGGGCUUAAGGUAAGAGAAGAUCAGCACCAAGGCUUUUACGUAGAUGGUUUGACUUCUGUACCUUGUGACAGCUAUGCACAAAUUGAGAGACUAAUGGAACAAGGCCUUAAAGCCAGAACUACUGCAGCAACAAGCAUGAAUGCCACCAGCAGCCGGUCCCAUAUGCUUAUCAGCAUUCAAUUUAAGCAGGUUUUUCUUGAUGGAGAUCUCACCAAACAAUCCAUUAUUAAUUUGGUGGAUUUAGCAGGUAGUGAAAGGCAAAAAUCCUCUGGAUCUGAAAGAGACAGAUUGAGAGAAGGAUCACGUAUUAACUUAAGUUUAACCACGUUGGGCAAUGUCAUCAGUGCUCUUGCAGAUGUUGCCAUGGGAAAGAGAGUUCUGCACAUCCCUUACAGAGACUCUGUUCUGACCAGACUCCUCCAGUCAGCUCUGGGUGGAAACAGUAAGACUCUUAUGAUUGCUGCUAUAAGUCCUGCUGAUGUGUGUUAUGAAGAAACUUUGUCAACUUUAAGAUAUGCUGAAAGAACUAAAAAGAUCAAGAACAAAGCUGUGAUAAAUGCGAGCCCCACUGAGAAGCUAAUAAAAGAACUGAAGGCAGAAAACAACAGACUGUUGUCCAAACUUGCUGGACUGGGAAAUUCAGGAAAAAGAGUAGCAGAUAAAACAAGUUCUUCUGAUGUUGGUCAAGCACCUUCAAAUAAAAUUAUCCUUCAAGGAUUGGGAAUUUCUGAUAAACAUGCCACAUUCACCAACACGGAUGGAGAAGUCACAGUGACACCACAGAGCAAGUGCAGAGUCAUUGUCAACGGUGUGCCUACAGUCACAAAGACAACGCUGCAGCAUCUGGACCGAGUUAUUUUGGGAUCCAACAGUGCCUAUCUCUACAUUGGAUUUCCUUCUGAACGUAGCAGUGAAGAUUUGGCCAGGUUUGAUUAUGACUUUUUUCAAUCUGAACUCGCAGCAGCAGAAGGAGUUAGUGUAGACAAACUUGGUGCUCUAAAUGAUAAAGAUGGGAAAGUUGAUCCCAGUAUUCUGGCUGUAUUCCAGGAUUAUAUUAAAUUGAUACCCUUGGUUGCCGAAGCAAAUCAAAUGAGUGAAGAACUGAUGAAGGGGCUUAAAAUGGAGCUCAAAGUGAAGAAUUUGGCAUCAUCUGAUUCCAAAGGUUAUGAUCUACAAAAGGAAGUCAUUGUGAAGGUGACCAACAGAGAGACUCAAGAGGUAUGGAUUUGGUCUAAAGCCAAGUUCAUUAACAGGAAAUACCUAAUGGAAGAAUUUUACCAGCACUUUCUGGAUGGAGGAGACAUCCAUGUCGCUCAAGAAGAUGAUCCAUUCUGGGAUCCUAUUGAGGCCAUUCAUUUAGGAUCUGCUCAUGUCUGGCUCCAGUCUCUUGCUUACGGCAUAAAAUUAGAAGAGCAGGUAGAACUUUUGAACUCUGAAGGACUGGAAGAGGCCAUUGUACUCAUCAACAUAAUUCCAUGUUCCAGCACAGGAGAGGCCAAUGGUGAAGAUGAUGUGGUUAUUGAUCCUUUGGAGCUGCUUGGCAAGAGGAUUGAUUUCCAGAUUCAGAUUAUACAGUGCCUUGGUGUUAAAUGGCUCAAGGAAAAUACAAGGAGGGGUAUACAAAUUGGGUAUUGUGCGCCAUUGGCUCCUGAAUGCUCUCUUUGGGUUCUUUUUUUCAGCUACAAAAUCUAUGAUCUUCCAAUCACUUUGUACACAAAGCCUGUCUGGAAAAACGUAAAUGCCAAAAUUGAAGAGACAAUCCAUUUUGUGGCUUUGAAUGCAUCUCACAAGUUCUUGAAUUACUUACAGAAAAAUGCCCUGAUCGUUGACUUAUGGGGUCUUCAAGAAGGCUGUGCUGAACUAAACUGCACCCAAGAAGAUCUUAUCACAUGGGAAGGCAACAUUUUAGUAGACAAUACAAAAACAUUAACAGCUCAAGAGACCAAUCAGGGUACAUCAAACCAAAUGGCAGAACUUUAUUUGAAGCUGCUGAAGUUAGAACAGGAAACAGAACUGCUCAGAAAUAUUAACAGAGAACUAAGGGAAGAAAACAUGCUUCUCAAGGACACACUAAGGGGAUGUAGUCCUGGACAAGGUCAGUGAUAUAUUUAAACCUUCAUUAAGGUAUCAAUCACAGGCUUCAGAUUAGACUGUUUUUCAUAUAACUGCUAAGCCAUGGAAAGACAAAUCUAUUUGCUUCAAAGUAAUUUUUCAGUAUUAGUGAGUGAAAUCUUUCAUUUAAGAGGAUGGCAAAAGUUUUGCAAACACAUUUUCCCCUUUUCCACUAUUAUUUUAUUAGGUAGCCUAUUCUUAUAUAUUGGAUUGAGUUACAUUGAAAAAAACCCAAUCCCUUCCCCUUUCCUUUCUACUUCAGAUCAGAAACUAUCCAGUGCGUCUAAGAUAGCUGCACAUCAACAUCACAGUGACUCUCCCCAGAUGUGCACCCCUCGGACCAGCUGUGAUGCUGACUUUGCCAAAGCUCUUAAGGUUUUCUAUCAAAGUAUGAACACAGUGAGAGGACAAUUUCUCAAGCUAAGACAUUACAGGCCUCCUGUAAGUAUCCAGCUUCUUUAAUCUUUUAUAUGUAAAUGGAUUUAGCAGAAUACUGUAAGGUAUCAAUCACUACACUUCCUUGGUCUAUCCAAAAUGUGGAAUAACUGUUGUAGGUAACAGUAGAAAAGAGGCACAGAAUGUGGUCCCUA